AUGUUGGACGGGAGUGCUCGACAGCACAUUGGCAUUCGCGAUGCCGUCGGCGAAGAUGUGGAUUGCAUCGCGAACCUCGGGGCCCACGUGUUCAGCACGACGUUCGGACACUCCGUCCCAGCUCAUGAGCUCCAAGCAUACCUGGACGAGUCCUACAGCGCAACGGCGAUAAGGCAAGAUGUUGGACAUCCCAAUAAGAACAUGAUCGUCGCCACCACUCCGGACAAUGCGAUUGUCGGGUUCGCUCUCCUCACUCGCGGGACGAGUGAGCCGUGCAUCGACUAUAUUGACAAUAAGGUGGAAUUGCAGCGCAUUUACGUGCAUCUUGACCACCACGGACUUGGGAUUGGGAAGGCCCUGGUAGGUAGGAUUGAAGACAUGGCUCGAGAACAAGGAUUCAAGCAUAUAUGGCUCGGGGUUUGGGAAGAAAACUUGAAAGCUCGACGGGUCUACGAGAAGUUGGGAUAUACUUUCGCUGGUGACCAUGACUUCACUAUUGGAGAGGUCGUGCAGACAGAUCAUAUCAUGAUCAAACCGCUAUAA
Molecule: messenger RNA, 543 nt
Organism: Exophiala aquamarina CBS 119918
Lineage: Eukaryota; Fungi; Ascomycota; Eurotiomycetes; Chaetothyriales; Herpotrichiellaceae
Exons: 1
Coding region: 1-543 (180 amino acids)
Molecular function (GO): acyltransferase activity, transferring groups other than amino-acyl groups
Source: RefSeq, a predicted model, not a curated record